CCCCGCGGCGAGAGGUCUGUGCUGCUCCUCCCCAGUGCGUCUGUCAGUGACCCACCUUUCCCGUGGUUAGGAUGAUGACCAAAGCUUAACCCAUUGCAAGCCCCGAGGAAAAAAUAUUAGUAAUUCAGUGAUCUGUGAGUGAAUACCGCUGUUAUUUUUAAACCAGUGUUAAGAAUUCUGCCACAGUUUGAAAUAAGUUGAUUCAUUAUUUUUUUUUCGGUUUUCUAUAAAAUAUUUUUGGAUACUGUUGAUGAUGGAAAUUGCCCGUGUUAAUCUGCCAUGAUGGAUACCAGGACUUUGCUCUAUGCCGCGUGUGAGGAGUAAGAUGGAGAACCCGGCGUUCCUCGACAGCGACCAGUCCGUCUACGAGAGCGCGCGAGGGGCCCCACGCAACAUGUCCCAACGGCGACCACACCACCUCCCCGCCAUCCACCACGCCCACGCCCAUAAUGCUAGGCCAGUGGGCGUCCCACAACACAUUGCUCACGUUCACAACGGACGCGUGCUGGGCGUGACGGGCAUUCCAGGGAACGUGUUGCCUGGGGCUGUGGUGCAAGUGUCUGGAGGCCCCGUGUCCUCGCCAGCCCAGACACCAGGCCACACCACCACCUCAUCCCACUACCCUGAUCCUUCGCUGCCGCCCCUGUGCCCCGCCCACCUCGCCCCGCACUCCCACGUGCCUCACAGCGAGCCCAUGUACUCCUGCCAGGCUCCCCGUGGCCACGACCACGUCUACCAGUGUCCCGGUCAUCGCGGCGACCACCUAGACCACCGGGACCACGCUGACCCCCGUGAUCACUUGGACCACCGGGACAAUCACCGAGACCCUCGAGAUCACCACGUGGACCCACGAGACAUACGGGAGCACCUCGAUCACCGCGACCACCGUAUGGACUCCCGCGACCACCACGUGGACCCCCGCGACCAUGUAGAUCCCCGAGACCAUGUGGACCCCAGGGACCCACGUGACCCCAGGGACCACAGGGACCAUAGGGACCACCGGGACCCACGCGAACACAUGGACCCGCGUGAUCCUCGGUUGGACCCCCGCGAGCACCAGCUGGAUCCCCAUGAACACCGGCUGGACCCCGGACUGGACCAGCGGCCGGACUAUCACUACGGUGGCAGCGACUACUCCAGCACUGAGCCCAUCUACGCCCAGCCACACCUGUAUCCACGCGAAGGCGGCGCCGGCACACCCACUCUUAACUACAAUAACGCCCGCGGCUCGCUGAGGGCGGCAUCGGCUGCCUCCUCCCAUCUGUCCUCCGGAACCCCGGCCAAGUACCUCGUUCGGACCGACUCCUGCGGAAACUCCACAUCCUCUUCCAUUCUGCCAACUGUAUCCGCCCUGCUGGCCCGCGAGCCCACUCACACCCCGCCCACACCCGCCCAUAACACCACGCCUUCCCUCCGCUCCUCUGCGCGCCAUGGCAAGGGAGGAGCGACGCCCACACCCGCCAAACUGAAACGCCAAGGACUAUUUAGGGUAUGGAAGGUGAAGUUUAUGCGUGGCGAGGGUGGGAGGCGGCGGGUGUGCAUGGUGCUGACCGCCGUGGUGCUGCUGCUGUUGCUGGUGCUAGGCGCGCUGGCCACCGUCCUCUACCUCACGCUUGGCGGAGGACUGAGCGCCUUCGUCGGUGUGUCGCCGAAACUUAUUGUUACUGAGACAGGGAGCAGUGUGGUUGAGGGAGAGUUUAGGAUUACGAAUCAGAAUUUCUGGCCCGGCCUUGAGGACCCCACGUCUGAGGAGUACCGAACCAUGGCACAAUCUAUCGAGAACGAGCUGGACAUGUUAUUUCAAGCAUCAGUUUGGGCUCAUGAAUACAACCACAGCCAAGUCAUAUCCUUGUCAGAAGGUUCCCUAUUGGUUCGGGCCCAGCUGGUGCUCAAUACAGCUGAUGUGGCUGCUGCUCAGAAGCUAGGCACAGUUUUCCUACGAGGGCUCCACAACCGUCAUGGGCAUGAAUGGUUGGGGCAAUACUCAGUUGAUAUAACGUCCAUUAGGUUCACUGAGGUGUUGGUGGACACCCUACCUUCGUCCAGCACCCCACCACCAACCACUACUACCACCACCACCACAACUGCUAGUGGCAUGCAGGAGUCUUCCACAGUAGUCAUGGAAGCUUCUCAUCAUCUAGCAAACAUCAAUGUUGGUUGGGGAGAUUGGAGUCCAUGGUCUCCCUGCUCCCCAUGCUCCCCACAGUAUGACCAGAUCAGAACGCGGGAAUGUCGGCUGGAUGCAGGUCAAGGCUUGCUGGUGAACAGCAUUGAGCCCUGCCUGCCAUCAGGCCUUACUGGGCAUGGCUCAAGAGGAGACAUGGAGACUCGACCAUGCCAAUGCCACCGCACCACUGGUACCUCCUCAUCUUCCACCACCACAACCACCACUACCAGCUCAACUACAACCACCACCACCUCCACCACCACAAGCACCUCAAAACCCUGGAGAGAAGAACAACCACAGAAAGAAGAGAGACUGGAUGAAGUUGUCAAUGAGCAACUGUGUGACUCGUGCUUGCCUGGGGAGGUGUGUGUUGGACUUCAAGGAGAGCUGUAUCCUAUAUGUCGGCCUGCACGGGACUCAGGGGACAGGACUGGUUGUGGGGGGCUCUGUGCACUUGAAACUGAAGUGUGCCAGGCUCUUGGGUCCAGAGCCUUCCAGUGCCACAGUGCCUCUCUUUGUCUACAUGAUGAGUGGCGGUGUGCUGAUGGAUUAUGUAUCCCUUUCAUCAAGCGGUGUGAUGGACACAUGAACUGCUAUGACCAGAGUGAUGAGCAGCACUGCAGUUGUGGUCCAGAUAAGUUCCAGUGUGGCAACAAUACUUCAUGCCUCCCUGUAACCUCAAAAUGUGAUGGCAAAAUGGAUUGUUGGGAUGGUUCAGAUGAAGCCAACUGCACAACCUCAAAAGAAGUGUGCCCCAACCCUGACACUCAGUUUACUUGCCGCAGCAGUCAGUGUAUCCCCCAGUACCAAUUCUGCGACGGGUUGGCAGAUUGCAGGGAUGGGUCAGAUGAACCCUUCGGUUGCUCUGGACGGUGCCAAUCCAACGAGUACCAAUGCCGGAACAGGAGAUGCAUCCCAGCUACCCUCGUCUGUGAUGGUUGGGACUCGUGUGGCGACAACAGUGAUGAACAGAACUGCAAUUGGACUUUCAUCUCUCUCUCACCGGGAACGGGAGCUUCUCUCUUGAAUACAACUACUUCUAGUGCUUGGAGAGGGCUCAGUCCAGGGAAUACUUCUGCUGGAUCACAAGAACAGAGCACAACAAGAACUGACUAUAUAAGGCUCUUUCAUCUUAAGGGCAGAAACAAUUCAAAGUCAGUUAAUGUUGGUGCUUCUUUGGAUCCAAAAGACCCAAAUAAUACAUCUGUUUUGUACUUAACAGAACAGAGUGAAGACAUUCAUCCAACCCAAUCUCAAGUUGUCAGUGAGACUAGGACAGAGAGUGAUAAAGUGGAGAUAAAUAGGCAUGGUGUGAAUGACAGACCAGAGACUGUGACCCAGAAAACAGUUGCUCCUGUCCCAGUCAGGGACUGGAGACGAACUUUGCAAGUCAUGCCAAGAAUGGAGGAUUUUUUAAGUACUUGGCCAAAGUCAAAGCCAGUCUCCAUUCAUGAUCCUGUGUCUAGAACUUCUUACUCAAUGAUCCAUGAAGAAAAUAGCCAGUUUGAUGAUUCAGACAGUGCAGUCAGCAAUAUGGAUAUGCAGGGUAAUAGAAGAACCUCUCUUGGAUAAAGAAUAAAUAAUCCAGUUAACCAAGAGCAUGGCUAAUUAUACUACGUAUAUUAUCAAUAUGAGAAUGAAAAAGUUGUGUGUGUGUGUGUGUGUGUGUGUGUGUGUGUGUGUGUGUGUGUGUGUGUGUGUGUGUGUGUGUGUGUGUGUGUAUCAUCCAUUUUGUAAUGGACAGUUUUAUAUACCAAGUGAAAAUGGAUGUAUAUUCAAAUUGUCAAAGUCAAUUGCUAUUUUAGUAUAUUGGUGUUAUGAGAUGGAGAAAUAUAUUGCAUCACAAUGUUAACAUAUUGAUGUUGUGAGAGGAGUCCUUUUUGUAUAUCUAGUUGAGAAAUACCAAAGAUUGUAUGUAUAUUUUGUCCUGCCUAGGACCAUAUGAUGUUAUCUAGUCUGUAUGAAACUGUACUUAUCAUGUAUUAGUUGAGAGCCUUGGUUAAGGUUGCUGUGCUAUAUAUGAGAGAAAGAAAAAAAACUCUCUCUGCAGAUUUCCUCAUAUUGCAGUGAUAAUGCCAGAAAUGAUAGCUGAGUUUUCUCAGCUUUUUCAAAACUGGCACAGGGGGGUGUGUUCCUUGCUGUAACAAGUCCAUGCACCUUAUUGCAGGCCAUUCUUCCCACCAUUCAGAACACUGUGAAUAUGCUUGUUAUACUUUACUCUCCCAUCACUAACACAGAAUUGAAGGUUUUACUUCUGAUCAUAUCUCGUUUUAUGGGUUUUUGGGAUUUGGAGUUAGGAUGCAGUAUUGAAAAUAUAUAGCUUUAUUUCUUGUGAAAUAGUGCUGAAAAUGCAUUUAAUUAACAUCACUUAAAUUCAUAACAAGAAAAGAGAAAACAUUUUGUCAGUAAUGUCCUGAGAUCCAUCAGUCAAGUUCCAUAAGCCUUGUCCCCAGGGCUGAUUCAGGACAUUGUGCCUUCUUAGGAAAAAUACUUAAAAGUCAGGCUUAAAAAUUCAAUUGAUUUUCUUUUUAAUAAAUUACAAGUUGGUUUUGUUGUUUACUGCAGUAGUUUAAAAGCUAAAUAAAUAAACCAUUAUAAGAAAUUUCAACUAAUCCAGAAAUUAUAUCUAACAUACAGAAGCCCAUCCACUGCAUCAAGCCUCAUGAUUUCUUAUGAUCUAUUUUGUUAUUGCAUUAUCAUUCCUAUUUUCACUUAUGAAGCAAACACAGGUCCUCAUCAUUGACAGGCAGAUUCUGUUAUGACAUAUUUAAAUUAAACAAAAUAACAAUCUUAAGAUUUUUGAACAAAUUAACAUUGUCUAGUACAUCUGAAGGCACAAAUUGUCAUUUCUAAGAAUGGUAAAAUAUGUCUGUAAGCUGCACCAGUCUUUGUGUGUGGACAUAUCCUCAUUCCUUGGGACAAAUUCUUAAUUCUGCAUAAGUUUUGCUACCAAGUUAGAGAGCUUAUUUCUGUUGCUACAGUUGUUUUGACCAUUAUGGUAACUUUCACAUGGACUGUCACAGGCAAUGAUUCACCUAGGAUGAACUUCACAUAUGCCAAGAAUUUAUUUCCAUCCAGUGUAGUAUGCAUAUACCUAUCAUUUGCUAAAACUCUUAACUUUUUGCUAAACAAAAUUAGAAUGUGCAAUGCAUUAUUUUACAUAAAACAAUGUAAUCUUCAGUACCACAAUUUAGCUUCAUAAGUAGUGCACUUCUCGUCCAUUUUUUUGUUCACAUAUACAGUCUGUAUUUGUAUAGUCUUAUUGUUUAUUCCAGUGCUUCAUAUGAUACAUAUACUGCAAAUAAAGCUGAAAAUGCCUUUGUGUGGUUCUACAUGCUGAAUGAAAAGCAUUCACUAGUCCAUAUUUUUGCCUAGGUAGAUAAAAUAACUUUUGUAUACUUAUUCCAUAAAUAAACAUAUAACAAAAUUAUUACUUCCUAAUGGAUACCUUUUUUUUUCUUCUUUUUUUUUUCUCUUUCUUUUCUUUUGUUUUUCUUUACUUUUGGUUGAUAUACUAGCUUACGUUAUUGGCUGUCAUGCUGAGGUCUCAGUAAGUGAUAAUUCAUGUGACCUCACCAAUGCUUCGCCAUUGGCAAAUAUAUCAUCUAUCCCACAGCCAUCCUCCAAGUCAUUAUUAUUUUGCUUGAUCUUAGUCCACAUGUAAAUAUGGCUGCAUACAGUAAUGAAAAAUAUUGUAUUUUUAAGCUUAUGUGAUAUAUUUAUGUUGUACUACAUUUUGAAGUAUAAAAGUUUUGUAAUAAAUAAUAAACACAAAUCACAUAA
Molecule: messenger RNA, 5950 nt
Organism: Portunus trituberculatus (swimming crab)
Lineage: Eukaryota; Metazoa; Arthropoda; Malacostraca; Decapoda; Portunidae
Exons: 11
Coding region: 305-3739 (1144 amino acids)
Cellular component (GO): plasma membrane
Molecular function (GO): protein binding
Source: RefSeq, a predicted model, not a curated record